Messenger RNA from Hydractinia symbiolongicarpus, 1182 nucleotides. RefSeq lists its product as uncharacterized. Bases 1 to 1182 code for a protein of 393 amino acids. NCBI's taxonomy places the organism in Eukaryota, Metazoa, Cnidaria, Hydrozoa, Anthoathecata, Hydractiniidae. The record is from RefSeq and is a predicted model, not a curated record. The transcript is spliced from 6 exons.
AUGAAUUUGGCUAAUAGAUUGAAUAAAGUUGGUGAAGUAAAAAAUUGGCAUAUAAUAACGGCAGGAGCAAGUAGAAGACACAAGGUGUCUUAUCAUCGAGCCCCUAGUACUAAUCCAUGUUUAACUUUAAACAUGAACUGGAGAACUUGGUGCAUAUCUCGUGUGUUAAUAAUAUCUCGUUUAAUACGUCAUAAUACUUCUGUUUUAACAUUUUUAGCAUCAACACCGAAGAAAGCAUCACAAGAGCUCACAACAACAAAAACAACUAUUGGAACAACAACUCCGAAAUUAACAACGACGACAACGACUCCUAAAACCACGACGACAGCUGAACCAACAAAAACUUCUGAAACUACGACAAAAUCUCCUGAAUCUACGACAAUGCCUUCUCAAACCACGACAACAACUCCUGAAACUGCGACAACGACGCUUAAAACAACAACAACGACAACAACACGUGAAACCACGACAACAACACUUGAAACCACGACAACAACACCUGAAGCAACAACAACGAAUUCCCAAGCAACAACGACGACAACGACUCCUGAAACCACGACAGCAACACUUGAAACAACAACAACGACUCCUGAAGCAACAACGACGGCAACGACGCCUAAAACAACAACAACAACAAAGACUCCUGACGCAUCAACGACGCCUGAACCAACAACAACGACAACGACUCCUGAAACAACAACAACAACGACUCCUGAAACCACGACAGCAACAUCUGAAACAACAACAACGACUCCUGAAGCAACAACGACAACAACAACUGCUGGAACCACCACAACGACAAUUUCUCCAGACCCGGUCACGUUAUCGUUGUCGAAGUCCACCACAAUUUCAACAACCGCUCACAACAUUUACGCAUACCAAGCCGUUGACAAUAACAUAAAUACCUUUGUGACGUCAGAUUAUGAAAACAAUCCGUGGCUGUUAAUUGAUUUGGAAGCGACAGCUGAGAUAUUCAUGGUCGACAUAACAUUCCAAUACUUCUACAAUCAUGGAAUUAUUACUGUGGGUAACGACACAGUCCAUUUGAGCAGUUUGUGCGCAAAUGUGGAUGACAUAGAAAGAGUUGUGACAACUCGCUUUCUUUGUCAUCCUAUGCCUAUUAUUGGACGAGCACAUCGUAUGAAUAAACACUCACUUAUGAAUAAUUUAAAACCAGCAUAG